Plasmodium fragile is the source of this 324-nucleotide messenger RNA. RefSeq lists its product as uncharacterized. NCBI's taxonomy places the organism in Eukaryota, Apicomplexa, Aconoidasida, Haemosporida, Plasmodiidae. Bases 1 to 324 code for a protein of 107 amino acids. Gene Ontology annotation, cellular component: membrane; oligosaccharyltransferase complex. The record is from RefSeq and is a predicted model, not a curated record. The transcript has 3 exons.
AUGAAAAGCAUAGGAAGCUCCCUUUGGGAUAUAUACCGGCACACACCAAGGAUCAUUCAGCUCAUAGAUAUUUUCCUCGUUUUUACCUUUUCCGCGUUAAUUAUUUUGUCCUUGUGUGCUUACGCUUACUCCUUUUUUGGCGAACGGAUGUCAGUUGCCGCGAUUUUCACGGCCAUUGGAAAUUUGACCUUUUUGGUGGCCCUCCGGGAGCAGCUCACGAACAAGAGCCUGUUUAAUCUCAAACGGGAAAAAGUCAUUUUCGAUUUUGUUAUGUGCACCCUAGUACUGUACAUUGGUGUGUUCAGCUACAUGCACUUAAAUUAG